CACGGGGCAGGGGGCGGCGCGCCCGGCCUGGGCAGCCCUCCCCUUCCCCAUCACGCGCCCCCGGCCCCGCUGGCUCGGAGGAGGGGGCAGGCCGUCACGUUUCCCCACACCCCUCCCAGUCGCCGCCGCCGGCUUUGGGGCCCUGGUGGGGAGCAGGGGGCUGAUUAGCCGAGGAGCAGGGGUGUGGCCAGCGGGGCCCCGGGUAGUGAGUCACACACGCCGCUCGCCCAGUCCCGGGGCGCAGCGCGGUCCCAGCCCCAGCUGCGUGCCACCCUGGCCCCCGAAGAGUGUCCCCGGACUUGGCAUGAGGACCCCGGGGUGCCGAGGGAGGGGCUGAAGCCCGGCGCGGUGGUGGAGGGCGGACAGAAUGACCGAGAACAUGAAGGAGUGCUUGGCCCAGACCAAUGCAGCCGUGGGGGAUAUGGUGACGGUGGUGAAGACGGAGGUCUGCUCACCACUCCGAGACCAGGAGUAUGGCCAGCCCUGCUCUAGGAGACCGGACUCCUCAGCCAUGGAAGUUGAGCCCAAGAAACUGAAGGGGAAGCGCGACCUCAUCAUGCCCAAAAGCUUCCAGCAAGUGGACUUCUGGUUCUGUGAGUCCUGCCAGGAGUACUUCGUGGAUGAAUGCCCAAACCAUGGCCCCCCGGUGUUUGUGUCUGACACACCGGUGCCCGUGGGCAUCCCAGACCGGGCGGCGCUCACCAUCCCACAGGGCAUGGAGGUGGUCAAGGACACUAGUGGAGAGAGUGAUGUGCGAUGUGUAAACGAGGUCAUCCCAAAGGGCCACAUCUUCGGCCCCUAUGAGGGGCAGAUCUCCACCCAGGACAAAUCAGCUGGCUUCUUCUCCUGGCUGAUUGUGGACAAGAACAACCGCUAUAAGUCCAUAGAUGGUUCAGACGAGACCAAAGCCAACUGGAUGAGGUACGUGGUCAUCUCCCGGGAGGAGAGGGAGCAGAACCUGCUGGCGUUCCAGCACAGUGAGCGCAUCUACUUCCGGGCGUGCAGGGACAUCCGGCCUGGGGAGUGGCUGCGGGUCUGGUACAGCGAGGACUACAUGAAGCGCCUGCACAGCAUGUCCCAGGAAACCAUCCACCGCAACCUGGCCAGAGGAGAGAAGAGGUUGCAGAGGGAGAAGUCUGAGCAGGUUCUGGAUAACCCAGAAGACCUGAGGGGUCCCAUUCAUCUCCCUGUGCUGAGACAGGGAAAAAGUCCCUACAAGCGUGGCUUUGAUGAGGGGGAUGUACACCCCCAAGCCAAGAAGAAGAAAAUUGACCUGAUUUUCAAGGAUGUUCUGGAGGCCUCACUGGAAUCUGCAAAGGUGGAAGCCCACCAGUUGGCCCUGAGCACCUCACUGGUCAUCAGGAAAGUCCCCAAGUACCAGGAUGACGCCUACAGUCGGUGUGCAACAACAAUGACCCAUGGUGUGCAGAAUAUAGGCCGGACCCAGGGGGAGGGGGACUGGAAGGUCCCCCAGGGGGUCUCCAAGGAGCCAGGCCAGUUGGAGGAUGAAGAAGAGGAGCCUUCAUCAUUCAAGGCCGACAGUCCUGCCGAGGCCUCCCUUGCAUCUGACCCUCAUGAACUUCCCACCACCUCUUUUUGCCCUAACUGUAUUCGCCUAAAGAAGAAGGUUCGGGAGCUCCAGGCAGAAUUAGACAUGCUUAAGUCUGGGAAACUUCCUGAGCCCCCUGUAUUGCCACCACAGGUACUGGAGCUCCCAGAGUUCUCGGACCCUGCAGCCUCAGAGAGCAUGGUCUCCGGCCCCGCCAUCAUGGAGGACGAUGACCAGGAAGUUGAUUCAGCAGAUGAAUCUGUCUCCAAUGAUAUGAUGACUGCGACGGAUGAGCCCUCCAAGAUGUCAUCAGCCACCGGGCGCCGAAUCCGGCGCUUUAAGCAGGAAUGGCUGAAGAAGUUCUGGUUCCUGCGGUACUCCCCCACCCUCAAUGAGAUGUGGUGCCACGUCUGCCGCCAGUACACGGUGCAGUCCUCACGCACCUCAGCCUUCAUCAUCGGCUCUAAGCAGUUUAAGAUUCACACCAUCAAACUGCACAGCCAGAGCAACCUGCACAAGAAGUGCCUGCAGCUGUACAAGCUCCGCAUGCACCCAGAGAAGACAGAGGAGAUGUGUCGCAACAUGACCCUGCUCUUCAACACCGCCUACCACCUGGCCUUGGAGGGCAGGCCCUACCUGGACUUCCGGCCCCUGGCGGAGCUGCUGAGGAAGUGUGAGCUCAAGGUGGUGGACCAGUACAUGAACGAGGGAGACUGCCAGAUCCUCAUCCAUCACAUUGCCCGGGCCCUGCGGGAAGACCUGGUGGAGCGCAUCCGCCAAUCACCUUGCCUCAGCAUCAUCCUGGAUGGGCAGAGCGAUGACCUGCUGGCUGACACUGUGGCUGUCUAUGUUCAGUACACCAGCAGUGAUGGGCCCCCGGCCACAGAGUUCCUGUCCCUGCAGGAGCUGGGAUUCUCUAGCACAGAAAGCUAUCUCCAGGCACUUGACCGGGCUUUCUCGGCCUUGGGCAUCCGGUUGCAGGAUGAAAAGCCAACUGUUGGCUUGGGUGUAGACGGAGCCAACAUCACAGCCAGCCUCCGUGCCAGCAUGUUCAUGACCAUCCGCAAGACGCUGCCCUGGCUGCUGUGCCUGCCCUUCAUGGUGCACCGGCCCCACCUGGAGAUCCUGGAUGCCAUCAGUGGGAAGGAGCUCCCGUGCCUGGAGGAGCUGGAGAACAACCUGAAGCAGCUGCUGAGCUUCUACCGCUACUCACCGCGCCUCAUGUGCGAGCUGCGGUCCACGGCGGCCACCCUCUGUGAGGAGACGGAGUUCCUGGGGGAUAUCCGGGCAGUGCGGUGGAUCAUCGGUGAGCAGAACGUCCUCAACGCUCUCAUCAAGGACUACCUGGAGGUGGUGGCCCAUCUCAAGGAGGUCAGCAGCCAGACCCAGCGGGCAGACGCCUCGGCCAUCGCACUGGCCCUGCUGCAGUUCCUCAUGGACUACCAGUCCAUCAAGCUCAUCUACUUCCUGCUGGACGUGAUCGCUGUGCUCUCGCGCCUGGCCUACAUCUUCCAGGGCGAGUACCUGCUGGUGUCUCAGGUGGAUGACAAGAUCGAGGAGGCCAUCCAAGAGAUCAGCCGGCUGGCUGACUCCCCGGGAGAAUACCUGCAGGAGUUCGAGGAGAAUUUCCGAGAGAGCUUCAACGGGAUCGCCAUGAAGAACCUCAGGGUGGCUGAAGCCAAGUUCCAAUCCAUCAGGGAGAAGAUCUGCCAGAAGACCCAGGUCAUCCUGGCUCAGAGGUUUGACUCCCGCAGCCGGAUCUUUGUGAAGGCCUGCCAGGUGUUUGACCUGGCUGCCUGGCCCAGGAGCAGUGAGGAGCUAAUGAGCUAUGGCAAGGAGGAUAUGGUGCAAAUAUUUGAUCACCUGGAGGCCAUCCCGACCUUUUCCCGGGAUGUCUGUAGGGAAGGGCUGGACCCCCGGGGUAGUCUGUUGAUGGAGUGGCGAGAACUCAAGGCCGAUUACUACACCAAAAAUGGCUUCAAAGACCUGAUCAGCCACAUUUGCAAGUACAAACAGAGGUUUCCACUCUUGAACAAGAUCAUCCAGGUUCUUAAAGUCCUCCCCACUUCCACCGCUUGCUGCGAGAAAGGCCGCAAUGCCCUCCAGCGAGUUCGCAAAAACCACCGCUCCCGCCUGACCCUGGAGCAGCUUAGCGACCUGUUGACAAUCGCUGUAAAUGGACCGCCAAUCGCCAGCUUUGAUGCCAAGCGAGCCCUGGACAGCUGGUUUGAGGAGAAGUCUGGGAACAGUUACGCGCUGUCCGCAGAAGUCCUCAGUAGGAUGUCUGUGCUGGAGCAGAAGCCAGCGCUACAGACCAUGGACCACGGGACGGAGUUUUACCCCGAUAUUUAGGGAGCUGGCGCUGCAGAGUUCACUAAGCUGUUGAAUAUUUUUUUAAUCUAUACUCAUAAGCUUUGAUAUAUUAUAUAAAUAUAUAUUAUAUUAUAUUAUAUAUAUAUAUAUAUAUAUAUAAACUCACACUGAAAAUUUUUAGAAACCAAGGUGACGCGUCCACCAGAAGCCACUGGGAGCUUUCAGAAAGGAAAAAUGUUGGAAACUGACUCUUGUCUACAAAAUUUGGCAGCUGCAACAUACAUGGCAACUCAUUUUCACUCACAGAAGCACGUGCUGGGGCCUCCUGUGUUCCCAUCUUACUGUCCACCAACAGCAUAAGCUAAAAUGACAGGUCUCUGUCAUCACCUUUAGGUAGCUCAUUUUGUUUAUGUUUUCAUUUUCGGGUGGCGGGGCUCUGGGUUUGGGUUUAUGUUCUUGCCUUUUCUUUUUUCAUUUGGUUUUAUGAUGGGAGGGAGCUCCUCGGCCUCCUCAUUGACAUUCUGGUCCGGCUGAAUCAGAUCUCUGACUUAAGUCAGGGUGGGUUGUCUGUCUGCAUUUGGGAGGUGGGGGGGGUUGACCUUUCUCCCUCCCCACCUGACUUCAGCUUGAGAUCUUUUUUUAUUCAUUUCCUGAUAAGGGUUCCUUCACUGUCCUACAAACAAAAGUGUCGGUCAAACUGUGACACUGCCACACCUCACCUCUGUUGCCUCGUCCAUCCCUGGGUUGUGGAUCCCUUCCUUCCAGCCCCCCUGGAAACUCACAAUAUUACCCAUUAUACUGAAGGCAACAUUGCCUCACCGCCGAGCUUGAAAUGCUGGGGAAGGGAGAAGGGGUAAGCUUUUAGCAUUCCUGUUUUUACGAGGUGGAGGAUAAAACAAUAUAAUUCCAUUCCAAUCCAGGGCUUUUGGGGAGAUGAAGAGCCAAGAAGUCCAGACCCCAACAGGGGAGUGAUUUUUGGCUAAAAAACAAGUAAAAUGAAAAGUACAUAUUCGAGUUACACGGAUUAUUUAUACUUUUUCUUUAUAAUCGUAUCAUGUGUUGAGGGUAUUUUUUUUCCUUUAAUAAUCAAGAAAUGCCUGCUAUAGUUCAGUGGCAGGAGGUGUCAAUGCAAAUUGUGCCCUAAGUUAUGCAUAACUCAAAUGAGAGUCUGUAGAGAUGUGGUCCUCCGUUUGCAACAAGGCUGAUAACAUGCUACAUGGUCAUAGGAAACUGGGGAAUGUGUCUCUGCCUGUAAACUCUUCCUUUUUUGAACAGGGUAGAGAUAUCCUAAAGAAAUGGAGAAAAGAAGAGAGGACUCUCAAAGGCAUCAGCCUACACAGACACACACACACACACACACACACACACACACACAAUCACAAUAUACAAUAUAAGCUUUAGAAAUAGCCACUUGCCUACUCCCUGGGGCAAGUAGUGGUUUAAACUAGAGGAGUCUGAUCAAUGCUCUUUCAUUCAUUUAACUACCGGUAUACCUCGCAAGGGAGUUUUAAAAAAUGUGCGUGAGCUGUUAAAAACUUCUGUUCAUGUUCCUACAUCUGAUUUAUGCAUAUUUUAUAUGCAGAGAUCCUAUCACGUGGAUGCAGGUCAUUUUUGGGGAGGGAGGAAGAUCUGAAUUAUAUACAUGUGGUCAGUUCUGCUGAGAGCUUCAUCUCUUGGUUGUCAGAGGGUGGUGUUAUCUGGCCACAGGCAAGGCCCCAAUGUCUUCAACCUGCUUGGUUCAGACAUUAUAAAACUGUGGUGGCUUCCUUCCUUCUUGGUUUAUGUUGUCUCUGAGGCCUCAUGCCACCGCUGAGAACCAUAGUGGAAAUGUCAUCAACACUGAACAUGUUAUAGCCCUUUCUUGGUCCCACCAGUCCGUUCAUCCCCCACCAAUCCCUUCCCCUUCACUUCCAUGGUCUUGGUGCUAAGAUAACUUUAGAAUCAUUGCUGCUAGUCAAUAGCUUUUCAUUAUAUAAAUAUAUUAUAUAUAUUAUAUAUUAUUUUUGAAACAUUUUUGUUUGUUUUCAACAGUGAUGUAGCAUGUUAAAAAACAAAAAAACAAAAAAAAAAUGGGUUCCUCCAACUGUCCCACUGCCAGGCCUCAUAUGCUGCCUUCUUCAACAAAUCAAUGCACCCCUGCCUGGUGACAUCCACCCCACCUCCCACCCCAGUUGCACACAUGCUUCCCCACCCUCCUCUGAGCAAGAAGACAGUUAGCAGGAUCUAGCAAGGAAAGGCUGAAAGCCCCCUUCUGAGGCUUUGAGGUUCCCACCCCCAUUCCACUUCCCCACUUUAAACUGAUGUCUCUCUCCAUCUGCUCCUCCCAUCAGGGUCAAAACCUAACUAUGGUCAAGUGGGAUGCUGUUGCAAAGCACCAGGUCCCACCUGGCCCAGCCCCAGCCUCGGGACUUCCUCUCCCCUUACACACGCAAACUGCUGUGUCUGGGGAGUUUCACUGAACAUUGCAGAGACUAAGAAGGGUUGAGGGCAGAGAUGGCUGGCAAGAUAGGGCUUGGUGAGGGCAGAAACAGUAGGUUGGGAUCCUUUCUUCUAGCCAACAGUUGCCUUAACACCUUACAUUGGGUAAUGGGUAGGGAGGAGCAGGCUAAGGCUCCUGCUCAUUUGAAAACCAGGAAGAGAGAACCAGUGUCUUCCUGAGCACCUGGUCAAUUGGAGCUACUCUUUUUCCUCUCAAGAGAUCAUGGCCAAAAUGAGCUAAAAUCUUCAGCUAGAAGGGGAAAAGCUUUUGGGCCAGUGCCAGUGCCUACCCUGUAGUUCCUGAGAAAGCUGAGAGCAGGUGACCCGCUUCUGGCCUAGCAGAAUGAGCUGCUAUGCACAGCAUGCAGCUGCAGGGGUCACCUCCUGAGCUGGCCACCAGACUUUGGAAAAGCUAACCUCUCAGGUGGUCUUGAAGUUAGGCUAGGGCAUCCCUAAAACUCUGGGUACUUGUGGCUCCUGCUGAAUUUAGCCAUGCCAGGGCUGUGGCAGACACUCUGUAGGCCACAUUGCCGUGGGACAGGGAAUAAUUUGGGUGAUACACCACUGCAAUUUACACGGGGUCUCUUCUCAGCUUGGAUGCUCCCUGGGAGGCCCAGUGCUUCUGUCCUGUGAAUUCUGCGUGUGAUUACCCAUGAUUUCUGUCAUAGGCAUUUCCCACUCUUCUGCUUGCCUGAGAAGGACUUGGACUGAUGGGACACUCAGGGUCUAGCCCAGGGAGCAUAUGCUUGGCUAACCUAAUCUCCCCUUGAUGUGUAUACAGAACUGUGGAAAAGCAGUUGGUGCAUCCCAAAUAUUGUUACUUCAGACAAGACAGAGCCCUUUAACUCAGCCUCUGGCUUAGGAGUGAUGACUACAGCCUUAGAAUGAAGUGUGUCUCUGGGGCUGAGACUUGGCAUAACUGGGCUGGCUGAUUAGUGACUUUUUUUGGCUCGUAGGGAUGGUGUGAAGUAAGAUCAACCUUGAGGCCCAGGUUUGUGGCCAACUGUGCCAAGGCAAUACCUGGCAGAGCCUGGGAGCCAGAGCCCUUAUGAUUAACAUGAUCUGCUUUUCCUUCAUGGAGGACAAAACAAAAAAUCCACUGCCAUCUAGUAUCUGUGAAACAUGAGGACAGCCCAGUCAUGUCUGUAACUCUUGCCAUGUCAGAAUCCCCAAGUUUUGCCCGCCUGGUUGAAUAUGAGAGUCCAGGCAUCAGAAACAGCAGCCUUAUUUAAUUUAAUUUUUUUAAUGACUGGCCUAUGACACCUUGUGAUUCUAGGCAUAUCCUCAUUUCCUCAUCUUCACUUGGGACUGAGAGCAGGCUCAAGCUCCAGGGUCCCUGGAUGGCAAGGUUCAGUGCUGGGCCCCGGAAUCUGUGGCACUUGGGGGUCUCUGACCUCAGCCUCUGCCACAUGUUUCCAAGUUGAGUUGUUUUGCUGAGGGGGUCCUCCCCUUGAGUUGCUUAUGCCAACCCUUUAAUUUAGGAAAAGUACCUUGUAAUUACUUAAGGUAAUGUUUAAAUGUUUUCCAUUCAUUUGGAGGUGGUGCCAACAUGGGGGAAAGCAUGCAGAAGGCUGGAAACAAUAGCUGAGACCCUGCUGUGAGCCCACAGCCCUGGCCCAGCCGGCACUGAGGGGCUGGUGCCAUGUUACUUGAUCACCUGGAGCCUGAUGGGACCCAGGAGGGGUUGAAGUAUAACUUCCCUCUUCUGGAUCCCCCCUUUCACUUUUCCUUCUACCCUCUCUAGGAAUGGGAGUUCUAGACCUAGGUCUGCUUUUGGCUUUCAGUCUGGGUUGAUUUCCAAGUCGAAUUCAUGCUUUUUCUUGGCCCAUAGGUCCAAUUUUGGCAGAAGGCAUUGGACUUGUGCCCCCUCCCUGCUUCAAGAGGCAGAUCUAGCCAGGCCAGGCUGGAGCAGCUGAAACAGGCAGGCCAGUCCUCCUCAGACAAGAAAGGGGUUUUCAGAGGGCAGUGGUGUGCCCAUUCCAGACACCAGUCUUCUGGGGAGGUGGUGCUGUGUCAUGGGUUCUAGUCUGGCCUCUUCCUUAGUCCUCAGGAGGACCCAAGAGACUGGCACGGCCCUUCUCCUGCUUGGAGGGAAAUCCAUCUCCCACUUGGUGGGGGCCCUUCUCUUGCCGUCUGUUGAUUAGGGUGCUUGAGCUGAGUGGAUGGUGCUGUGAUAUUUUUAAGGAGCCUUUGAGGCAAUCUUUGCAUGUUAGCCAGAGGGAGAAAAAGUGCCCUUUUGGGAGGAAAAUGGUACGCCCCUCCACUUCCAUCUGGCACUCCCUUCCCCCCCACCCCCUCAAGUGGUAUCGCCCUGGAAAUACCUAUGCAAUCCAGUCUCCCUAGGAGAGAGUGCAUGGAAGCAGGGGUAUGUGCAGUGUAGAAUACAGAUGCUACAGCAUAUAUGUUGUAUAUAUGGACAUAUACAGUACGUAUACACACAGAGUAAGAGAGUAAAUCACGUCUAUAUAUCUAUAAAUAAUAUCCUAUAUAUUUAUACAUUUCUAUGUUUUAAAUAGAUAUAAAAAUAGAGUCUAUAGAGCUGUGAGAGCAGUGGGAAGACUGGCGCUGUGUUGUGCAAAGGGGAAGGGAGCACGGCCUUCGGUGAGGGAGCCGGGCAAGGCCAGCAGGCAGGGUUGGCUGGCAAGGGGGCCUCCUACCCGGAGUGUUGGAGAGGAGAGUGGCUGGGUCCCAGCUCGCUCCAUGCACUUUCUCUCCUUUUCCACAGGCUUGGUCUGAGUUUGGAAGGAGAUACCCCCUGAGCUCCAGCUGAGGUGCCCCCUACCUCUCCCCACCACCACAGCCUACGCUUAGGUGGUCACUGCUGCUUGGCAGUAGGACGUGGUCUCUGACUCCUGGUGGAGGGACCACUGCACAAACUCCUUCAAAACCCUCCCCCACCAGGACUGAGCAGCGUCAGUGGCAAUAAGAAAGCUGCAAACUGGAUCAAGAGCUGGUCCAGGAAAGAUACCGCCCCUGCCCUCUUAGAUGCUUCUGCUGCCCCUAGAGGCCAAGCCCCUGAAGUGCAGCCGUCCUGGCCUCCCUCACUUGCUCAACCACUGUCAGGAGGAGAGGACGCGGGCAGCGUGAGCAUCGCCAGGCAGGGCUGCCCACCAUCCACAGGCUUUCUGGCCAGGGCAGGGGGCAUCAGCUAGCAGGACACGGUGGGAGAGACAUAUCUGCACACUCAUAAAUUCAAUGGCUACUCCAGUCCAGAAGCAGGGCUUUGGCCCAGCCCGCUCCGCGCAGCAGCUGCUGCUGGCUGUACUCAGGACAACGCUGUUCCCCCUCCCUCACAGAGGCCCCGUGGCCCUUACCCCACUCCUGCCGUAACAGGCAGGUUUAGUUCACAUACACUGUUCGCAUUCUGUGACUUGAGGCAGAGGCUGAGCUGGGAUACCCCAAGCUCAUCCACUUUCGUUGGGGAGGGCGCCUCCCUGGGUUUAUCACCAGCUCCUAGCCCGGGCCGGGCGGGGAUGUCUGGGGGCCACACGGGGGCACCGGUGCAAGCUGGCAGCAUGACGGAGGGCUUGUGCAGCCCUGACGGGACCCAGAAGCCCAUUUGCUCCCAGUUUCCUCUCUCUGUUUUUUUCCUCCUGGAGGUAGGAGAGAGGGCCUGACCAGGCACCGGAUGAUGGAGCAAGGGCAGCUGCAUGCUCCCUCUCUCCAGACCAGCCUUCCGCCUUUGGGGUCCGAAGGGGCAUUUGCUCCCAUCCUGAGCCUCCUCUGCCCCUGUCUUGCUCUUCCCCACCAUCCUACAAGUACCUCAGUCUCCAGCAGGCCCACCCCUCCACCUGCAGCCCAGGGCGGGUCUGUUCUGCCAAUGCCCACCUCCUUGAGCCACAGUUAGCUGCCAACUGGGUCUUGGGACACCCUCCAGUACCUGGCUCAAGAGAUACCAGGCCGGGCCGAGCCUCCUUCCCACUGCAGUGGACCAGACCCACGGCCAGGGGAUGGGCAUCCCCAGGUAGCAAUCCCACAAUGCACUGUACCUCAGAGAGAGAGCAUGCCAGGGGCGUCAAAGGACCAAGCCCUCUGUCCAGAGGGGGACAGCGGUCACAAUACUGCUCACCAAAAGACAAAGGCCAGGCUGCCCUCGGGCACCUCUCAGUCUUCACUUUUGUCUCUCUGGAAGAACCAGCAGUCUGAUUCCAUCUAUUUCAGCCCCCGUCUCUCUCCUCUCCACCCCCACGCUGCUGAACCGUUUUCAUGUCAAUCACAAAGGAAAAAUAAGUGGGGAUGGGGGGAAAUACCUAGGAGUCUAUUAUCACAUACAUAUUAAUAUGUUAAUACUUUCUUUCUUUAAAAAAAACCUCUUGAUGUUAUUAUUUUGCAGACUACGCUUUAUAGUACCUGUGUGACGGGACCUAGAACACUGGAUACAAAUAGAGCUAUGUUGGUUUAUCAUAAUAUGUACGCAGAAACUUUCUUUUUGUCGUAUUAUCCUUGUAAUGUAAGAAGAUUGUUAAUAAAAGCAUUUAAAUUUA
Molecule: messenger RNA, 10824 nt
Organism: Pongo pygmaeus (Bornean orangutan)
Lineage: Eukaryota; Metazoa; Chordata; Mammalia; Primates; Hominidae
Gene: PRDM11
Product: PR/SET domain 11
Exons: 8
Coding region: 368-3901 (1177 amino acids)
Cellular component (GO): nucleus
Molecular function (GO): protein binding
Source: RefSeq, a predicted model, not a curated record